CUACUAAACCCUAGCUCAAAACUGCAUCUUCUCAAUCCCUUCUUCCUCUCUCAUCUCUCUCUUCGCGAACACUUUGAAGCACAAGUAGCCGCAAGUUUCCUACACCAGAGGAGAGAGAAAGAGAGAGGAAGAAAAAAAAAUGGCGGACAAAGCAGUUACACUAAGAACUCGCAAGUUCAUGACUAAUCGUCUUCUCUCAAGGAAGCAAUUCGUCGUUGAUGUUCUUCAUCCUGGUCGCGCUAAUGUGUCAAAGGCGGAGUUGAAAGAAAAGUUAGCUAGGAUGUAUGAUGUGAAUGAUACAAACGCCAUCUUUGUAUUCAAAUUCCGUACUCAUUUUGGAGGAGGUAAAUCAACUGGAUUUGGUUUGAUUUACGAUUCUGUUGACAGUGCAAAGAAGUAUGAACCCAAGUACAGGCUGAUCAGGAAUGGAUUGGCCACCAAGAUUGAGAAGUCCAGGAAACAAAUGAAGGAGCGGAAGAACAGAGCUAAGAAGAUUCGUGGUGUCAAGAAGACAAAGGCAGCUGAUGCUAAGAAGAAAUAAGGAAGUAGUUACAUUGAGGAUGCUGUGUUCACCGGUGGACCAGUUUCCAGUUUUGGUUCAUUUCCUUUGCAGUUGUCAAAUUUCCCCUACUUCACUAGUUUUGUUGCUGGUUUAGCCCAAUUAGCGAUAGUGACUUUAGUGAAAGAUUAUGAUGACACUUCUAGGUGCGAGAAUGUUCGAUGCAAAAUUUUAUCAAGAGUUCUAUCAAAUUUUUGUCUGGUUAUGGAUGGGAUUGUGAUUUAUUGAAGCAGAAUUUUCGUCUUGUUUCUUUCUUUA
Molecule: messenger RNA, 817 nt
Organism: Beta vulgaris subsp. vulgaris (sugar beet)
Lineage: Eukaryota; Viridiplantae; Streptophyta; Magnoliopsida; Caryophyllales; Amaranthaceae
Product: 40S ribosomal protein S24-1
Exons: 5
Coding region: 140-541 (133 amino acids)
Biological process (GO): translation
Cellular component (GO): ribosome
Molecular function (GO): structural constituent of ribosome
Source: RefSeq, a predicted model, not a curated record